This is a messenger RNA of Macaca mulatta (Rhesus monkey), 3660 nucleotides long. It is a transcript of the gene TMPPE, whose product is annotated as transmembrane protein with metallophosphoesterase domain. Lineage: Eukaryota; Metazoa; Chordata; Mammalia; Primates; Cercopithecidae. The record is from RefSeq and is a predicted model, not a curated record. Gene Ontology annotation, molecular function: hydrolase activity.
ACGGGGAGGCAUUGCUAGGGGACAGGCUGGCGGGGAACCGGGCUCGGGCCGCAGCCACCCGGGGUCCCGCAGGGCGGAAAGCCUGAGCCCCGAAGUGCCCCCCAGCAGGCAGGCGGCCGGCGGAACGCAGGCAGUGGACCGGCCUUCCCGUCGGGGGCGGGCCGGGCGGGGCGCGCGUCCUUCCAGGCAGCUCGGUCGCUUGUGCGUUCCGCUCCGGCUGCCCUCUGCGCUUGGACCCACUUCCCUAUCUGUAACGAGGUGGUGAGACGAGGCGGAGUUGACCUGGAAACCUCUCCUUGGCCACUGUCCUUUCUAAAGAACUCAUUUCCAGAGUCCACCAGCACAGAACUGGUGGGGGAGCCUCCUAGGAGCAGAGAAAAUGGCCAUCUUCAGGCAGCUGUCCCUAGGCGCGAAGGCCACCCUGGCUGCCGUCACUGUCUUCGUGUCCAUGAUCGCCUCCCGCUCGUAUCUGGCAGACAGCCUUGAGCUCAGGGCCUGGCGUUGGCUGCUUCGCUUGCAGCUUGCCCUGUUUGUCAACUCGCUCUUGCUCAUUGGCUCCCUCUACAUUUGGCGCAGCACAGUUAGCAACCUCUGCCACUCCCCAGCUGCGGAGUCGACCUGUUUUCAGCUUUGGAAGGUGGUGGUUCUGGCAUUUCUGGCCCUGGCCCAUUCCAGUUUCUUCACCAUGUUUUUUUUAGUGGCCGAGGAGCCCUAUCUCUUUUCCUUGGCAGCCUACUCCUGCCUGGGUGCUUACAUCAUCAUGCUCUUCUUCCUCUGCAUCCUCAGCGGCAUGGAGCAGGCCUACCAGCUCUUGGCCUGGCGCAGUGGUAGGGUCGUGGGCAGCCUUGACAAGACAAGGAAGCUGGUGCUCAGGCCUGCCCUGGCAGUGGGAGUGACUGCUGUGCUCAGCGUGGCCGGGAUUCUGAAUGCUGCGCAGCCCCCGGCUGUGAAAACUGUGGAGGUGCCCAUCCAUCAGCUGCCCGCCUCAAUGAACAACCUCAAGAUCGUGCUCCUCUCAGACAUUCACUUGGGCCCCACAGUGGGCAGGACCAAGAUGGAGAUGUUUGUGGGGAUGGUGAAUGUGCUGGAACCAGACGUCACCGUGAUCGUGGGUGACCUCUCCGACUCGGAAGCCUCGGUCCUGCGGACGGCUGUCGCUCCUCUGGGCCAGCUUCAUUCACGUCUCGGUGCCUACUUCGUCACAGGCAAUCAUGAGUACUACACGUCAGAUGUCAGCAACUGGUUUGCACUUCUGGAAUCCCUGCAUGUCCAGCCUCUUCAUAAUGAGAACGUGAAGAUUUCCGCCACACGGGCCCAACGUGGUGGUGGUGGCAGUGGCGGUGGGAGUGAGGAUGAAGACUGGAUCUGCUUGGCUGGGGUGGACGAUAUUGAAGCAGACAUCCUGCACUACUCUGGCCAUGGCAUGGAUCUUGACAAGGCCCUGGAGGGCUGCAGCCCAGACCAUACAAUCAUCUUGCUAGCUCACCAGCCCCUGGCUGCCAAGAGAGCUCUCCAGGCUCGGCCAGAUAUUAACCUGAUCCUUUCUGGGCACACACAUGCUGGGCAGAUCUUCCCCUUGAACGUAGCAGCCUAUCUCCUGAAUCCCUUCUUUGCUGGUCUCUACCAAGUGGCCCAGGCUACAUUCGUAUAUGUCAGCCCGGGCACAGCCUACUACGGGAUACCCAUGAGGUUGGGUAGCAGGGCGGAGAUCACAGAGCUCAUCCUGCAGCGGUCUCCCUGAACCGGCCCUGCCCUGUGCACCUCUGCCCUGCCCUUGCCCUCAACCCUCCAUCCUGCUUCAGAGUGGUUUGCCUGCUUUUCCCCUCCAGCCUGGCCCACCCAGCCUUGCCUACACACCCUUGGUCACAAGCCUGAUUCAAACAGUGACUCCUGGUGGGGCUGCCUGGCAUGUUCAGGCUGGUUUAACCGUUUCCUUGGCCGGUUGCUUUUUUUGAUGCACUUGUGAGAUCACUAAGGUCACAUAUAUGAGCACUCCCCUCUAUUUUCCAGGUGGUGUGGAGUGGGGACCUUCUCCUGCAGAGCUCCCAGGGAUGAACCUCCCCUUGGGGUUGCUAGAAAGGAAUACCUCUAGAAGGUGGGGCCGAGGAGGAGCAGGAGCAUUUUUCUCUUGGUGUUUUAAAACUGUCUUUAGGACUUAAUUGGUUUCCAGAAUCAUUGAUCCAGAGCCGUUCUGGGGAAGGGGCAGUGUUGCCAGGUAAUUUGGGAGAAUAGGCAAGAUGGAAGGGCCCCUUGGCUGCUAGAGAAGAAUAUUUUCUUUUCCUCUGCUUCUAUCAGGAUCACCUCUAUUGAGGGCAUCAGCAAAAUCUACUGGAAUGCAAAGCUCCUCCUGUUCCAGGCCUUGAGGGAUGCUAUUUAACUGUCUGUGCUCCUGGGCCUUUGGGGGCAAGGUCGGGGGAGAAGAACGAUGGGCGCCGUGGUCGGUGAUGGUGGGAACGUGGCUGCUUAGGAAUUCGGAAGGCUUUGCCUCCCUUGCCUCAUUUUAUACAACCCUUUGGGGAGCUAAUUGGAGACAGGCUGCUUUUCCCUAUUUGGAGAUGAGGAAACCAAGGCAAAGAGAGAUAGGGCACAGGCAAUAUGACAAGAUGUGUAGGAGAUUUGGGGCUAGAAACCAGGUCUUUUACCUCCCAGUAAAAGCGGUGCUUUUCCACCAUGUGUUGAUGAAGUAGCUGCAUCUGUUGCAGGUGGUCUGUUGCAGGUGAGCGCGGGAUUCAAAUGCAGUUCACCAAUUCACAGUGCAGAGAGAAUGAACAAGGGCCUAGGACCCCAUGCUCUUUCUAAGUGGUUUGCUUGAGGCUGAUUUCAACUUACCCAUACCGGCAUGGACUGGAGCCUGGAAGGGAGUCAGCUAGUUUCAGUGUAGGAUGUCUUACAUUUGAAGAAGAGUCAGGAAACUGGAACCCUCCACCUCCGACCCCACGUUUGGGUUUGAUUUUUCUGUGAGCAGCCGGGCUCACUCUGUCAGUGGGGGAGAUGAGGCCUGCAUGGGAGUGGCAGUGCUGUGUGCCUCUGGCAGGGCCUGCAGACUCCUCUCCCUGGGCCUGGCUGUGGAAUGCAGAGACUGUUCUUCCUGCUAGGUGGCUUCCAACCCACUUGCUUGACCCUUUAAGAGCUGCCCUUGGGCUCUGGCCAUGAAAUGAUAGGGCCAUCCCCACUGGCUUCUAGACCCAUAGAAAAACCAGGCAGGGAUUAUGAUGUCUGGAGUGACCCUGUUGGCCUGGCCCUUUUGCCGGAAGCAACAGAUCGUUUGAUCCUGAGAUGGAGAUAAGCACCUGUGUUAGAAAAGGCCUCACUGAGAAGACAGGGCUGGGCCAGUUUCCUGCUGGGUGAUUUAGGCUUGUGAUGGAUAGUCUUCCUCCGAUGGGGACUGAAGAAACUCGCUUUGACUGGAGAGGCUAACCCUGCUACUCACUCGUUGGGCAGCGGUGGGUGGGUAACUUUCCCUUACUGAGCCUUGGUUUCCAUCAACCCUAAAAUGGGGAUAAUUAUCACAUCUACCUCAAGAUUGUUUUGUCAGGAGGGAUCCAUCAAGCCUUGUGCAUGAGUUCCACAUGGCACAGUGUGCACAGUGAACACUCAAUGUUAAUUUUUCAGCUUUCCAGUGGAGCUUGCUAAGGAACUGUGUUGGGCACAGGUGCCCGG